AUGGCUGAGUCCGUUGUUGCCGAACAGCCAGAUCUCUCCAGCCUGACCGGCUCGCCUGGUCAGAAGCGGAAGCGUGAGUCAGGCAGCCCUGAUCUGACCAGGAAUAAGCGUCCUGCGCCAGCUGCCCACAUGUCGACCGACGCCGCCUCCUUCAUCGAUAAUGCCAUGGACAACCAGGUUGCCAAUGCUAAUGGCGUCAACGUCGCCGACUUCAACGCCCUGCAGCAGGCGGCCCAGGCCGACCACCCUGAAGCUCCGGAUCCCGCCAGUGCUACCAGCACCGCCCAGGCUGCCCUCGGAAUGUAUCCCACUCUCCACGUUCCACCGUCGACAGAGGAACAAUUUGCAGCUCAGGCAACCGCCGAUGGCGAUCAUGGCCACGAUGCCCAGUUCAACCCAGAUGUGCCACCACCCAAUGUCGACGGCAUCAUGGAACCUCCACCCCCUCCGGUUGCCCCUCCCCAGCAUCAGCCCACACCACCAAAUGGGGUGCAGCACCAACCACCUCGGUACCCUCCUGCGGCUCCCAACCCGAAGCCAACCGUGGGCUCGGAAGAAUGGCACAAGAUGAGAAAGGAUAACCACAAAGAAGUGGAACGCCGCCGCCGUGAAACCAUCAAUGAAGGCAUCAAUGAGCUAGCCAAGAUUGUACCCGGCUGUGAAAAGAACAAGGGGUCCAUCCUGCAACGAGCCGUCAGUUUCAUCUCUCAGCUCAAGGAGAACGAGCAGCAGAACAUUGAGAAGUGGACUCUGGAAAAGCUGCUUACGGAGCAAGCCAUCACAGAGCUGAGUGCUUCCAAUGACAAGCUCAAGCAAGAAUGUGAGCGCCUUUACCGUGAGCUCGAGACUUGGAAACGGGUGGCCCAGAACGCUGGCCUGGAGCCUCCCCAGCCCAAGGAGGAAAACACUGCCACCACUACAUCGAGCUAG
Fusarium keratoplasticum is the source of this 930-nucleotide messenger RNA. RefSeq lists its product as uncharacterized. NCBI's taxonomy places the organism in Eukaryota, Fungi, Ascomycota, Sordariomycetes, Hypocreales, Nectriaceae. The record is from RefSeq and is a predicted model, not a curated record. The transcript is spliced from 2 exons. Gene Ontology annotation, molecular function: protein dimerization activity; DNA-binding transcription factor activity. The coding region runs from base 1 to 930 and encodes 309 amino acids. Gene Ontology annotation, cellular component: nucleus.